Messenger RNA from Odontomachus brunneus, 856 nucleotides. RefSeq lists its product as uncharacterized. Bases 230 to 739 code for a protein of 169 amino acids. The transcript has 2 exons. NCBI's taxonomy places the organism in Eukaryota, Metazoa, Arthropoda, Insecta, Hymenoptera, Formicidae. The record is from RefSeq and is a predicted model, not a curated record.
GCGAUAGCCCUUAGUCUCGCAUACCAUAAAGAAAGAGUGUUUAUUCUAGUAUAGAGCUAUAUUCCAGUGUCGGAGAGAUAGUUUCGCUAACCUUAAUAGUGAUCAACUUUGUUAAUUAAUAUUUCGCUUUACUGUGAAGACCAACGAUUUUUCUAAGUAGAAAAGUUGUUUGUUCCUAAGAAACGUGUCGAUUGAAUAUUAUUGUAUCAAUAUUGAAGUAUAUAAAAGUAUGGAAGACUUUGUAUCAACACGUGCUUCUCACAUCAAGAGAAACUAUGUUUCCGUGAGUUAUGAGAACCCAAAGAAGAAAACAAAAUUAAUAGAUAGUUUGGUUAAUACGCAAAAGUUACAGAAGAAUGAUCUGAUUAAUUCUGUAAUAAAAAGUGAUUCAACUGAAUUAAGAAAGGAACAAAAAAAAGUAAUGAAAAAAGCACGAUAUGAUAUUAUUAAGUUAGGUAUGACUGGUUUUGAAAAAGGAAAAGCAAGAAAAACAAAAGUUGAACUCUCUAUCAGCUUGGGUGCAGUUGCACCUAAAAAUAGAAUGCUAAAUUACAAGAAGUUGAAGAUAUACCAAAAAAUGGAUGAGAAGAAGAUAAAACAGGAGGAACAUGCUUCUGGAUUAACUAACAGUCUACUCAAACACAAGCACAAGAAAAUUUGCAAAAGAGACUCCGAUAUUCUAGGAAUAUAUGGGAAAAUACCAAAGAAUACUUUGCAUAAGCAAAAGAACUUGUGUUAGUAAAUCACACACAAAAUUACAUAGCGCAUAUGCAUAGCAUAAGAUAGUAUGGACCAAUGAGCAUCGAAUAUUAAGUAUCAAUCAUCAAUAUGGCGACUUAAUAUUCAAUGCUCAUUG